This is a messenger RNA of Arabis nemorensis, 2148 nucleotides long. Lineage: Eukaryota; Viridiplantae; Streptophyta; Magnoliopsida; Brassicales; Brassicaceae. The record is from the annotation of a GenBank genome assembly.
AUGAUGGCGAGAAGUCUCGUACGGUUUCUGGUGUUGAUUCUCGCCGUAGCGAUUUGCGGUGCUGCUUCGGUUUAUAGUCCGAUUUCAGAUUCUCACCGAUCUGCGGCUCAGGAUGUCUUCGUACCAGUCGAUGGAUCUUACAAAAGCUUGGAGGAGGCAUAUGAAGCAUUGAAGACUUUGGAGAUUCUUGGAAUUGAUAAAAAGUCUCAUGUAAGCUCAGUGACUUGUGAGAAUGUGGUUAAAGUUCUUGGGUCGUCUUCUUCUACUUUAAAGGAUGCAUUCUAUGCUUUAAGCGUUAAUGGGAUUCUAAAAUGCAAAACUGGUGAAGAUGUUCCUAAGGACAUUGUUUCUCGACUUCAAGGUGUCGUUAAAGAUGCCAAAUUACUGCUUGACUUCUAUUAUUCUGUCAGAGGCUUGUUGCUUGUUAAGGAGCAAUUUUCUGGAACUGAUCUAAGUCUUGGAGAUGCCGAAGCCAUUUUCCAUUCCAUCAAGGCUCUUAGCCAGAGUGAUGGAAAAUGGCGCUACAGCUCCAACAAUCCGGAAUCAAGCACCUUUGCUGCUGGUUUAGCCUUCGAAACGCUUGCUGGAGUGAUUUCAUUAGCACCUUCAGAUAUUGAUCAAUCAUUGAUCCAGACAUUGAAGACGGGUAUCCUGAAGCUUUUUGACAGUAUUGAAAAAUAUGACGAUGGGACUUUAUACUUUGAUGAAAGUCAAGGCCCAAUCUCAACAACUGCAUCAGUAAUUAGAGGACUCACGGCAUUUGCAGCUUCAGGAUCUACAGAAUUGAACCUUCCAGGUGAUAAGAUAGUUGGUUUGGCCAAAUUCUUUCUUGGUGUUGGAAUUCCUGGUGAUGCCAAGGACUUCUUCAACCAAAUAGAUGCACUAGCUUGUUUGGAAGACAACAGGUUCUCUGUUCCACUCAUCUUGUCCCUCCCAUCUACAGUCAUUUCAUUGACAAAGAAAGAGCCUCUGAAGGUUAAAGUUAGCACUGUACUUGGUUCUAAGGCACCAGCUCUUAGUGUGAAGCUCACACAAGCUAUUAGCUCUAAAACAAAGGCUUCUUCUGUAAUUAAAAACCAGGAGCUUAAGUUUGACGCUGACAGUGCAACAUACUUCUUGGACUCCUUCCCCACAAGCUUUGAUAUUGGAAAAUAUACAUUUGUAUUUGAGAUUUUGCUGGAUGAUUCAGCAAGUGAGAAAGCAUACAUAACCGAAGCUCAAACAGAAGUGCCUAUAGCCGUUACAGGAGCUAUUAGUAUUGAGAAUGCAGAAAUUGCUGUACUGGACAGUGACGUUGGGAGCGUUGAAUCCCAGAAAAAGCUAGAUUUAACCAAAGAUGGAACGGUAUCAUUAUCAGCAAACCACCUCCAAAAGCUACGCCUGUCGUUCCAGUUAAGUAGUCCAAUUGGCCAUGUGUUUAAGCCACACCAGGCAUUUCUCAAGCUGAAACAUGAGUCACAGGUCGAGCAUAUAUUUCUCGUGAAAACUUCUGGAAAGAAGGCUGAAUUAGUUCUGGAUUUUCUUGGAUUGGUUGAGAAGCUCUACUAUCUAUCUGGUAAAUAUGAGAUCCAGCUAACUAUUGGAGACGUUUCUAUGGAGAACUCUUUACUACGUAAUAUUGGUCACAUUGAAUUGGACCUACCAGAGCGUCCAGAGAAGGCUUCUCUCCCUCCUCUACGGUCUGCUGACCCUUACACAAGAUAUGAGCCAAAAGCUGAAAUAUACCACAUCUUCCGUGUACCUGAAAAGCUUCCAGCAAAGCAGCUUUCACUAGUUUUCUUGGGUCUUAUCGUUCUCCCAUUCGUCGCUUUCCUGAUUGGGCUUAUGCAAUUGGGAGUGAACGUAAAGAACUUCCCUUCAUCGGUUGGACCUGCAACAUCCGCUUUACUUUUCCAUGGCGGAAUUGGAGCUGUUCUACUUCUCUACGUGCUUUUCUGGUUGAAGGCAAGUUUCUCAAAACCGAUUCUUCUUAAGAUUACAAGUACCUUUUGCAUCAAAAAUCUAAUACUCAUCAUAUUAAUUCCUCCACAGUUGGAUCUGUUCACGACUCUCAAGGCACUUUCGUUGUUGGGAGUGUUUCUGUUGUUCGUCGGACACAGAACACUCUCUCACCUCGCGUCCGCAACGAACAAGUUGAAAUCUGCUUGA